This is a messenger RNA of Kalmanozyma brasiliensis GHG001, 672 nucleotides long. RefSeq lists its product as uncharacterized. The record is from RefSeq and is a predicted model, not a curated record. Bases 1 to 672 code for a protein of 223 amino acids. NCBI's taxonomy places the organism in Eukaryota, Fungi, Basidiomycota, Ustilaginomycetes, Ustilaginales. The transcript has 2 exons.
AUGCUUCUCUCGGGCCUACUGAUCCUCCUGCUAUCACUGCGAAGUACUCGCGCUGAUACCGCUUCCGAAGACACACAAGGCAGCGCAGUGGCGUCACCGCUCGUAUACUCGCCCGUUGUGCUCAGCCAGCUUUGCCAAGAUUCAAGCAACUACUGCAUCUAUGUAGAUCAGGUCCGUCCAGGCGCUGUUCAGGCCUCGCCCAUCAACGCUACCGACAAUCAGGGAGGCUUCCUCAUCGAUCGCAGCCAGUACCUUGCCAGCCCGUUCCGCGUGUGCUAUGGCGGCUGCUGCAUCGCCCUCAAUUUCGCCAUCAAGCCGGGUUGCGUGUCGAUGCGCUACUACAAUCGCGGCGAGGACGAGUCGUCGGGCCAUUUGCUCGCUCGCUUUGCCGACACUUAUCAGUUCACCGUGGGUCCUCGAGACUUCAUGAAAAAGUGGCUGCAGGCUUGUUCGAAAGACGGUGAGCCGUUGCCGUAUGUUGUAAUUGCAGCGAGGGACAAGCCUCGCAGGAGACUAGCCACGCAUCCGCCCGCACUGAUGCUGGCUGCGGAGACUGUGUCCAAGAUGCAAAUCAACGCAGGUCAGGCGAAGCAGGACGAGCAAAUGCCUGAGGGUGCAGACGGGAGCGAGCCCGUGAUCGAUCCCAAGGCCGAUAUGCUUGCUCCGUUGUAA